GCGCCUUCAUGCUUUUUUGGUGCUGAUUUCUUGCGUAAAGGCCACUCCCUUUUCUAAGAGAAACCUUACGGUGAACCUGCAGGGCGACUCCACACUCUGAAAGGUGCACCGAGCCCUUUAAAGUGUUUUUUUGACGAGUGGAUGAAAAUCUCCUCCAGUUGUCUUUCAGCCCACAAUCGUUUUCCUUUAGUGAAGACAACAAGCAACCAAAAACAAUGAGCAUUCAGAGAACAAAGAGCAUUUUUAAAGUUCUGCUUUACUUUGCAAUUGCAUUGUGCAUCGUGUUCUUCACAGCUCCAUCUGUGCGGCUUUUAAUAGGACUCCUGCCGAUGGACAAGUGUUCUUUGGAAAGUGUAGAAAUGCUGACUCCUGGUAACAGCGCAGAUGCAGGCCUCAAUCUUUGGUCUCGAAGUGACGUACAGACCUGCACAUCCUGGAACGCUCCUAUCAUCUGGGAAGGAAUGUUUAACCCCCGUCAUUAUGACCAGAUACACAGAGACGAAGGCUCUUCUGUCGCCUUAACUGUGUUUGCCAUUGGCAGGUACCUGGAUGCCUACCUCGAGGCUUUCCUGAAUUCAUCAGAGAACCACUUCAUGGUCAGUUUGCCCGUGUCAUACUACGUGUUUACGGACACUCCUGAGAAAGUGCCAAACAUCAAGCUCGCCCCGGAUCGGCGCCUGACAGUAAUGAAAGUGGAAAGACACACACGGUGGCAGGACAUCUCUAUGAUGAGGAUGAAGGCAAUAUCAGACCUUAUAGAGUCAGACAUCCGACUCCACUCCACGCACGUCUUCUGCUUUGAUGUUGAUCAGGUGUUCACUGGAAGAUUUGGCCCUGAAGCUCUGGGAGAUACUGUAGCUCUGCUUCACGCCCACUACUAUCACCUCCCAGAGAUGCUGUUCACUUACGAUCGCAACCCAAAAUCCAAGGCGUUCAUGAAAACUGGGGAUUUUUACUACCACGCUGCUGUCUUCGGAGGCUCCUGGAAAAGCGUGAAGGCCCUGACAGAGGCCUGCUACAAGAGCAUCAUGGAGGAUAAGAAGCACAACGUAGAGGCCUUGUGGCACGAUGAGAGUCAUUUAAACAGGUACUUUUGGCUUCACAAGCCUAGCAGGGUUCUUUCUCCAGAGUAUUGCUGGGACACUAGCAUCGGUUAUAGAACUGACAUAUGUGUGCAGCGGCUGCUGUGGGCACCCAAAAAUUACUAUCAGCUCAGGACAUCAUAGAUUGAUGCAUCUCAAGCUUUUCAGCUUCUAAGCUACAAACAGCAGCUCAAGAGCCUGAAAUCACUAGCUGUGGUAUACUGGUUACUCUCAAUGAAUAAAAAAAAAGCAUCAACAACAUAAUUUAUUUCAAUAAUUUAUUUCUGAAGAAUCUCAGGUAUGUUGUUGAUUCAUCAAACACAGAGUGAUAGAUCUCAAGAAUAUAUUCCUGCUAAUUUUGAUGAUUAUGCUUACAGCUAAUGAAAACAGAAAUUCAUGUUUCUCAGAAUAUUUCAAUAUCAAUUAGAACUAAUUCAAAAAGGAUUUUCAGAACAGGAGUUUUUGCCAAUGGGGAACUGUGUCCAUAUACAGUAUCUGCACUCAUUACUUGGUCGGGGCUCCUUGUGCAUGAACAUCUGCAACCAAAGGGGGACCUCAGUUGUAUCGGGUAAUGAAGCGCUGACUCCCACCUGCAGUCCAUGCCUUGGGAAUCUCUUUGACAGGUCUUGGCAUUUCAAUCCUCUAUUACAGGGGUUUCUAAAGUGUGGGCUGGGGGCCAUUCAGAGCCCUUGGAUUAAUUUUGUGUGGCCCCCAUGACAGCAGUUCAAGAAUGGUACAAAGUUGUCCCUCUAGCGAAGCAAAUGAUGUUGCAGGUGGGCAUUUUUACGAUUUUGUUUAGGCUUGGAAUUUGAAGGACAAAUUUAUCUAUUCUUAAAUAGGAAAUGUUGGAUACAACACAAAGUAUUAGGCUUUUUGCCUUAUCAUGGUAUUUAGGGUCACAAACAUCCAGAAGCUUUUUGCUCAAAAACAGACUUUUGGCACAACUAUUCAAUAAACCAAGGUGAAUAAAGUAAGGAUUUCUGAAGAAAGUUCUUGUUUUAGUUGCUCGAAAAAGACUAAAAACAUUUUCUAGACCAACAAAAUAAAAAUGAAACCUUGAACCCAAAAAGUUAGGAAACUGCGCACCUUUCUUUUAUCAUGGCAAACAUCUAACCCCAUUUUAGAACUUAAAAUAAGUUGUUCUUCUUUAACUUUGUUACUGAAAUAUUACAUGUUUAACAUAUUUCUGAGCAGAUGAAAAGAAAAUAGUUCACAUUAAAAUAUUUUGUUGUUAAUUUAAAAAAAGGUCCUACAGUACAUUUAACUGUAAUUUUGGCUCGUUUGGACCUCACUGUGCUAUGAUGCUAGUUUUAACAAUUUAUGGCAACAAUUUUAAUCCAUUUAAGAACACUUUGUUAGAAGUCCUUCACUGUAUUUCUGCGGAUCAUCACAAGAUUUCCUACCUGGUGUUUGGGAGCCAAAUGAAUAAUUCUUACAUGAAAGCCAUAGGAAAAAUUUGUUUAUAUAUUAUAUGGGACCUAGAUGGUUUGAAACCUGGUGUCCAGAAGACAUACAUGACAAGUUUAUUUGUUUUUAUUAGAAAUAUUGUAUAUCAAUGCAAAGUUUGAUCUCUCAGUUGAUGCAGAGAAGGAAGGAAGGAGGAAUGGAGAUAAAGAGGUGAAAUUUCCAGUGAUGGAAACAAAUGAUUAUUGUUUGUAGUCUUAAAAGAAAAAAGCUGGACGUUUUAUAUGACGCAUCAUGGAAAAUAUUAACAAAUGAUUUAGGUAUCUGCUCAUCAGCUUCCCUCCCUCCCAGCUGCCUCUUUAACAGACUGCACUGAUGAUGUUUGUGGAGGAGGGGAUGUAAAUUUGUUACACACUGAUUAUACAAAUAAAGAUUUUUUUUCAUUUGAAAAGCCACUGGUUUUUCCUCUUAAAAAUUGACUGACUGACAUAGGAGAAGUGGAAUGUCUGUGCCCACUCAUUAAGUUCGACGAUCCAAGCUGAAUGGUUAAAAUAGUUCUCAGGUUGGUUUGCAGCUAUAUAGAGGUCUGUGAAAAUGUAUUUGCCCCUUAAGGAUUUCUUCUCCUAAUGCGCUUUUAUCACACAUAAACGUUUCAGCUCAUGCAAGACAAUGAUAACCAGAGUAAAUACAAAUAGUGAAGUUUUCAAGUGAAGAUUUAUUAUUAUAUGAAAAAGUUAUCCAAACCAAAAUGGCCCAUGAACACAGACAUUAGCUGAGGAAAAUAAGGCUGGCAUUUCUUUAGAUGUUGUUGUGUGACCUCUUGGAGGAGUCAUCAAAGCACUCUUGGAGUGUUUUUGCUAGGCCAGCUGCUCUUUGGAAGGUUUACCACUGAUCCAUGUUUUCUCCAUUUGUGGAUCUAGUUGCUCCUACUGUGGUGUCACUGGAGUCUCACAGCCUUAGAAAUUACAUUUUAACCAUUUCCAGAUUGAUAGUUGACUUUCUCAUCUGUUCUUAAACUUCUUUACACUGGGGUAUGAUGUACAACUUUACGGCAUCUGUUAGCCUACUUCAUGUUCUCAGACAGGUCCUACAUAACGGUGAGAAAGCAAGUAGGUCUGGCUGUAGCUAAUAAGGUCAAACUCUGCUUCCAUAAAAAUGUGUUAACCCACAGUUUACUGAUGAAUAAACAAGAAUGACAAUUACUUUUUUUUACAUAAGGCAGAGUUGUUUUGGAAAGUUUCUUUCGUCAUCAGUUGCCCGCAUUUGUAUAUACUAUUAUCUUUUUUAUAUAAAAAAUUUGUUGAUAAUUUGAAACAAAAUGCCAAAACAGAAUAAAUCUGUAAGAGUAAAAGUUUUUUGAAAGCAACUGGUGUAAUUAUUAUAGUAGUAAAAACUCCGACAGGGUGAGGUGGAACAUGUGACAAUAGUACAAACUAACAAAGAAUUCCAUAAAACUAAUACAUUUUAAGUUAUUUUUAAUCAUUAUUAUUGCCAUUAUGUGUUAUUGGAACCUUUAUUUCAACACAGGCAGCUAGUUUUGAAUAUAGUCAUUUUGUAUUUUUGCCAAGCCAAACUAUCCGUUUUUUUUAUUUUCCUCUGACUAGAUUACUUGAUCUGUAUUUUAUUAAAUAGUGGAGAUAUUGUAGAUAGCUUUUAAGAUGGGGGUAUUUGACUUGAACCACAGACUAUAUUAUGAAUAUUUAAUCAGUUUAAAUGUGUAGAUUCUACUUAAAAACCCUUGUUUGAGUUUCAUACAUGCUCGGAUCUGCUGAGGUUGAAAGACAGUCUGGCUUCUCACCCGAGCCUUGUUUUUAAUGUUCUGUGAACCAGAUUUCAGUUGCAAUUAAUACGUUUUUACGUGUUGGAUUCCUUAUUUUUUAAAACAAGAUGUGAAAUUCUCAAGUGAAAAAUAAAACUCAGGUUUUAAUGUUUUUUGUUUUUUUUCUUCUGUACAAUAAUGAGCUAACCUUGAAAAAGAUGCAUGUUUUUUUCAGUGGGACUUCUUGUGGCCUUUAUUUUAUUUUUUAUUGGAAGCACAUUUCAAAUUGCAAACAUUAAUUUUCAUGUUCCGUUAAAUCUAUGUAUUUUAAAUCUGUCUUUUUAUCUCGCUUUCAGAAAUGUUCUUGUCAUGAAAGCCAAGCAUUUGUCUAUUUUUAUAUCACUGCGGAAUAAUCUACAUAUUUAUAAUGUAACAGUAAUUUGCACUGAAACUUCACAAGUAAUGCAUACAGGUCAGCAUCACAUUCUCUAUUUGUGGAAUUGUAAUUUGGUGUUAUUUGAACAUGUCUGUGCCAUCUGUUAUGUUUUCUAUCUAAGAGACAUAGUGUGAAAUGUACAUGUGUAAAACUUUUGCAACAACAGUUAAAAGAUAACAAAACCCUCAUAUAUUCCAUGAGAAAGCAUGAAUUUAACAGUGCAUAUGCUAUGCUUGAGCAAAAGGAGGUCAGGUAGCACAGAGGUUUCCUGCUUGUGCUUGUUUGUAGGGGGUUGGGUGCGCUCUACCAUUUGUAAUGACACAAAACCACAAUGGAAAUGUUUUGAUAAAUCCUGAAUAUUCAAUAAAGUCCAUGUGUUUCCUUGUGA
Girardinichthys multiradiatus is the source of this 5069-nucleotide messenger RNA. Its product is annotated as alpha-1,3-galactosyltransferase 2-like. Lineage: Eukaryota; Metazoa; Chordata; Actinopteri; Cyprinodontiformes; Goodeidae. The coding region runs from base 216 to 1226 and encodes 336 amino acids. Gene Ontology annotation, cellular component: Golgi apparatus; vesicle; membrane. Gene Ontology annotation, molecular function: hexosyltransferase activity. Gene Ontology annotation, biological process: carbohydrate metabolic process. The record is from RefSeq and is a predicted model, not a curated record. The transcript is spliced from 6 exons.